AUGGUGAAUAAAAGAAAGCAAAAGUUGAUUCAAAAUAUCAGAGGACAAGAAUUGAGAGACAAUGAUCUUCAAGAUGAACAUGAAUCACAUGAUAUAACAUCACAUUCACAAUUGGAUACACAAAAUGGUGCACUAGAACUAGAUCAAAAUGAGGAGUUUACUGAGGAGAUGCUUACGUCUCAAAGGCAACAAAAUAGACGUGGGAGGACAGUGAUGAGGGAUGUGCAUGCAUUAGAUCCUGAUGACGUACUUGUAUUGCAAUUUAAUGAAAGAGGCCAGUCUUAUGGGGAUAUACAACCAGUUCUUGCCAAUUUUGUAGGUACUAUCGCUAGAAAUGGGAACUUGUUGCCCCUUAGUUUUCUUGAUUGGAGAAAGAUGCCGAAAAAAUGCUUGAAUGAUGCAUGGAGAAAAGUGACUGCACAUUUUGAUUUUCCAGAUCGCCAUCGAGAUGUUAUUAUGCAAAUGAUGGGGGCAGCAUGGAGGCGAUGGAGGACUGAAAUCAAAGCUAAGUCUUAUGAUCCGAAUACUCCAUUGGAUGAGCUUGUUUCCAUUCGUCCAGUUCCUCAAAAGUUAACUCCUGAAGUUUGGGAUGCACUGUGCCAUUACUGGAACACUAAUGAGAUAUUUCAGGAAAAGGAGAGAAAACCUACUCGCAUUGAGAUAAUAAAAAUAAGUCGUCGAAGUAAAAAGAGAGGAGAUGCUCCUGUUGAUGAUGAAGUGAUCCUAGUUGAGCCUUUACUAGAUGAAGCUGUGCGGCAACGACUUCAAGAUAAGCCUGAGGUAAGUCAACCUACAGAAGUGCAUGAGGACGCAUUUCUGUUAUAA
This is a messenger RNA of Zingiber officinale, 825 nucleotides long. RefSeq lists its product as uncharacterized. NCBI's taxonomy places the organism in Eukaryota, Viridiplantae, Streptophyta, Magnoliopsida, Zingiberales, Zingiberaceae. The record is from RefSeq and is a predicted model, not a curated record. Bases 1 to 825 code for a protein of 274 amino acids. The transcript has 4 exons.